Molecule: messenger RNA, 1983 nt
Organism: Nerophis lumbriciformis (worm pipefish)
Lineage: Eukaryota; Metazoa; Chordata; Actinopteri; Syngnathiformes; Syngnathidae
Source: RefSeq, a predicted model, not a curated record
AUGACAAACCAGGCCACGGUACAGCAGUCCAACGCCAACAAAACCAAGGCGGUAGAGGAAAUCCGGCAAGAUGACGGCACGGAGACAGGCUACAAAGACGCUGGCCACUGCAGCCGCAAUACUCACAACCUUCUGUUGGGGCUCACCGUCAUGGGUGUGGUUAUGGGAGCGGUAUUUGGCAUGCUGCUUCGCUACAUGAAGGUGACGGAAAGCUCAGCCCUCACCACCAUCUCCUUCCCUGGCGAAAUCCUCAUGAGGAUGCUUAAGAUGCUCAUCCUGCCCCUCAUCAUCUCCAGCCUCAUCACAGGUCUGGCCGGUCUGGACGCUCGCUCUAGCGGCCGAAUGGGCAGCAGAGCUAUGGUCUACUACAUGACCACCACCAUCAUUGCCGCCAUCCUAGGCGUCAUCCUUGUGCUCAGCAUUCACCCUGGAAAUCCCAAGCUCCGCGGCGGUGGUACUGGUGCUCCCUCCGGCCCACCUAAGAGCCAGGAAGUCAGCAGCCUGGAUGCCUUCCUGGAUCUCAUCCGCAACCUCUUCCCUGAAAACUUGGUGCAGGCGUGCUUUCAGCAGGUCCAGACAGUACUGAAACAAACGGCGGUGGUGGCCCCAAACCAAACGGAACCGAUUAUUGUCGGCAAGAAGAAACUUGAAUAUAAAUGGGGCAUGAAUGUCCUUGGCUUAAUCGGCUUCUUCAUCACCUUUGGCAUCUGCAUGGGCAGGAUGGGCGAGCGCGGCAAAGUCAUGUGUGAAUUCUUCAACAUCCUCAACGAGAUCAUCAUGACCAUGGUGUCCAUGAUCAUGUGGUACUCUCCAGUGGGGAUCGCCUCUCUGAUCGCGGGCAAGAUCGCUGCCAUCGGGGACCUGGAAGUGAUGGCACGGCAGCUGGGCAUGUACAUGGUGACCGUCAUGGUGGGCCUGCUCAUCCACGGGGGCCUCAUCCUGCCCGCCAUAUUCUUUGGUAUCACCCGCAAGAGCCCCUUUACCUUCUACUCUGGAAUCUUCCAGGCAUGGAUCACCGCGCUCGGAACGGCCAGUAGCGCCGGGACCUUGCCGGUGACGUUCCGCUGCCUGGAGGAGAAUUUGAAGAUCGACAAACGAGUGACACGCUUCGUGUUGCCGAUCGGCGCCACCAUCAACAUGGACGGCACGGCCCUCUAUGAGGCAGUGGCGGCCAUUUUCAUCGCGCAGAUGAAUGACAUCACGCUGGAUGGCGGACAGAUCGUCACUGUCAGCAUGACGGCCACCCUAGCCAGCGUGGGAGCGGCCAGUAUUCCCAGCGCCGGAUUGGUCACGAUGCUGCUGAUCCUGACGGCCGUGGGCCUCCCUACGCAAGAUAUCAGCCUUCUCAUCGCCGUCGACUGGCUGCUUGACCGCAUGCGCACCUCCAUCAACGUGGUGGGCGACUCUUUCGGGGCAGGCAUCGUGGACCACUUGUCCAAAGCGGAGCUCCAGGAAAUCGACGCUGCUGAAAUGCAGAUCCUCCCUACGGAGGAAGAGCUGGAUUUCAUCCCGCCACCACCUAUCCUGACCGAGAUGGACCUGGUGGACCCGCUCAAGCCGCCCGAGCUGCCACCCCGUUCGCCCCGUCCUCCUAAGCAGAACCACCAUGGCCACGUCCUGUCCCAGUCCCACUCGGUCACCUACUCGCCUUCUCGUUCUAUCCGUUCCCCAUCGCCGCGCUCUAUCCGUUCGCCCUCUCCGCGUUCCGUCUGUUCCCAUUCCCACUCCCCUCGACCUUUCCGCGCUCACUCACCUCGCCUCCUCUGCAGGACGGAACCGGGCUACUCAGCCCUACCCAGCCACGAUAACCAGGUCCCCGGCCUUCCUCGCUGCUACCGCGACCGUGACCGUCUGCACCGAGAGAGCGAAACUGAGGAGGAGGAAGAACGAGAACGAGUUCUCGGUGAGCCCAGCGACGGCGAGGAAAGCGACGACACAGCUUAUGACCGGCGGCACGCCAUCCUUCCAUGCGACCUACCGUGA